AGACUACAGGAUGCGACAUAUGUCUGUUAACAUUAACAACCGCGCUAUUUUAACAAUAUUUACUAUAAUGAAUACUGGCCAGCGAUGUCGUUUCUACUUACUAAAAACUUGUUGUAUAAUAGAGAUAACAUAUAUUUUAUGUAGAUAGUAUAGUGUUACAUUAAAGAGACAUUUUGCGAUGAUCAAGUUUAUCCAACUUUCGUUUCUUUUGGGUGGCAUUGGAGUCAUAGCAAAUGAACAAGUCACAAACACAAGUAUUGCUUCAACUAUGGUGGUUGUCCCUACAACAUCAUCACCUCUUUUCUUAGUCACAAGCACAAGUGUAGCUUCAACUAUGGUGUUGGUCCCUACUACAUCAUCACCUUCAAUGACAGCCGCGAAAACACUCGUUUUUACAAGAACGACAGUUAUCCCUACAACAUUACUGCCCACGAACCCAGGAGCAAGGAAAAAUGACUCUAAUAAUUUGCGUUUGUUUAUUGGCCCUCUUCUUGCUGCAAUGGUUGUGGUGGUUGUUUUUCUCGUCGUAUUCAAAUGGAAACGGAAACUGAAAAAGACGCGUAAUGAUAAAAACAAAGUUCAGUCCGUGUUGAUGAGUGAUGAUAUUCCUCUAUCUUGUAUCGUUGAUCGUGACAGCUUUACUAACAUUGAUGAAGUUAAUCCCUUGCCUGUCGCUGAAUGCAUGGGAGAUGACAUAAAAGUUCCAGCCAAAUCGUACUUCUCGGAAAAAGUAUUGGAUCUUUCUGUUCCCAUUGAAGGAGUUAAUUCAACUAAAGUGGAUAGUCUGGAGCCAACUGAUUCGGAAUCAAAAAAUGUCCUCAGUAAUUACAACAGCGUAGCUUUGGAAAAUGAGCACAAUCCAAUGUGCAAGUCGAAGGAGGAUCUCCAUGAAACCGAUGACAAGGACCCAAAAGACACAGAUGAAAAAGUGGAUGUUCGUUCAUCUCUUGAACGCGAUCUUUCAGUGGGAAUGAGUUUAGGCCAACAAACGUCCAACCUUAAAAAUGCCUUAGAUCAAUAUGGUUCUGCUACUACCCAUGCGGGAAGUCGGUUUCGAUCUGGUUCCAAAUUGGAUCAUCCCCACAGCAACUUUAACAGCAUAGCUGAGGAGAAUGAGCAAAGUACAUUGUCUGAAGACAGGUCCGCCAAACUCACCAAAGUACAAGUGAGAUCGUAUUCCAUUGGUUCUGUUACCAAUAUUGGUUCCAGAUGUAAUUCGACCAAUAGUCAACUUAGCGAAGUUGGUGAAGAUGCGAGAUCUUAUUCUAUUGAUUCUGGAUAUCACACUGGAUCUAGAUCAAUUUCAAGAAAUCGCGCAUUCAGUGAAAUUGGUAAAAAAGUGAGAUCGUAUUCGAAUUCGACUAGCUCUGGUUCUAAUAUUGGUUCUAGAUGUAACUCAACUAAUAGCAAAUUGAGUGACAGUGAUGUUGGUGAAAAUGUGCGAUCGUAUUCCACUAGUUCUGGUUCUAAUGUUGGUUCUAGAUGUAACUCAACUAAUAGCAAACUCAAUGACAGUGAUGUUGGCGAAAAUGUGCGAUCGUAUUCCACUAGUUCUGGUUCUAAUGUUGGUUCUAGAUGUAACUCAACUAAUAGCAAACUCAAUGACAGUGAUGUUGGCGAAAAUUUGCUUAAAGAAACACGUCAGUUUGAAAGUAAAAAUACCCAAAGUAGAAAUGUGUCCUCGAGUGAUGCCACCACGUCGUUAUCUAAUGCGAUGCGUUGUAAUGAACCAAGCAUUCCCAACAUGUACAAUGACGAUAUCGUCAAGAAAAAACGUGCAGAUUUGGCAAAGAAGCUCAUCACCGCUAAUGGUGGUAUCAUCAAAUUGGGCGACGUCAUUCUUCGAAUCAAUUCUGGUUGCUUGGCCGAAGAUACAGAAAUUACUCUAAGAAUAGACCACCAACACGUUGAUAUCAAGUCACUGUUCGACUUAGGUUUAAUUCAAGGAGCUUCGAGUGUUGUUGAAUUUCUCCCCAAUGGCUUGAAAUUCUUGAAACCGGCUGAUCUUAUGUUUAAACAUGAAAGGACCGUGUCCGAUAAUGAACUGUUCAUCCUGCGUGGUUCUUACAACUGCAAUUAUCGGAGAAUCAUAUGGGAACUUGUAGUCGGUGAUAUUAUAGAGAAUACUAAAGAAGGAUUUGUUAAUGCAAGUAUUGAAGGGUUUUCUUUCUAUUUGUUUAUAUUGGCGACGCGCGGGGUGUUGGCCAAUCUUUUGAGUCACCUGAAUAACUCGUUCACCUGUUUUGCGUAUGCUUUGUAUCGACGACAGCCUGCAAGUAAUGAACUGAUAAACAUUUUAGUCGUCUUGGUCAGUGAAUUCGUUGAUGACAAUGACGAAAAAGACAUUAAAAUGUUGAAAGAUCUUUAUGAAGCAGGAUACGUUAAAAGUGAGAAAGGAACACCGAAACGUCUUCAAACAGAUCGCUGUUUUCAAAUGUGUUUAGAUUUUCCAGAAUACAAAGACAGACCAAAAUUGUUCUAUGUAGACCAACCGCAAUUAGAUUCCAUCGGUUAUGUAAUCGACCAUUUCAAGAGAGUACCAAUAAAAUAUCCAGCAAAAGGAACAGUUACUAUAAGCGAAGUGCUUUCCGAAGAAAAUUCAACAGCUGAAAGUGAUCUUCCGUGGGUGCUAGAAAUUGAUGAAAAGGAACAAAAAGCCAUAAAAUAUAAAUUAAUGGUCCGACCAAUACCGACAGAUAUGGAUCCAGCAGGCGAAUCCACGGAACCGAAAGUUGUACGCCGGAACACAAAACUCACAACAAUAGAAAUAACGAGGGUGAGUCGUAUGGUUGCGAUGGAUUGGGACAGUUUUGCCGGCCUGAUGGAUAUUCCUUAUGAAGAACGUGAAGAGAUCAGAACAAACUAUGCAAAAUAUCCUGAUUCUCCGUCGAAAGCGGAAGAAGUUCUUAAUCACUUCAAUGGCAGCGAUUGCUUUGGUCGAGAUAUUUUUGGAAAAUGCGCUGAUGAGUUGGGAAGGCAUGAUUUAGUAAAGAAAUUACAUCCUAUGGAGGACGAGGGUGAUGUAACUCGUGCUGAUGUCGAAACUGAAUUAUUGCAAACUGAAAUGUCUGAAGGUAAUGGAAAUGAAGAAAUACAGCCUGAAAUCCCUCCAGAGGAAAACACCGAGCCUCUCUCUCCUCGUGAAAUGUUCAGGUUAAGUCAACGUAUUGCCGUUGAGUGGGACAGUGUUGGUGGCCUCAUGGACAUCGCCAAGGAAGAAAGAGAUGACAUCAGAUCCAACGUUGCUGUUUACAGCGACAAUCGUUCACGAGCUGAGAAAAUCUUAUCUAUUUUCAACCACAAGAGAGACUUCUCGCGUAAGAAGCUGGUAGAAUGCUUGAAAGGAAUCAGGAAAUUAGAUGUGAUUAGACCAAUUAUCACUGGAGAAUGGAAAGUCUUGUAAUUAUCAAGUCAUCUGUU
Dendronephthya gigantea is the source of this 3420-nucleotide messenger RNA. RefSeq lists its product as uncharacterized. The coding region runs from base 179 to 3403 and encodes 1074 amino acids. The record is from RefSeq and is a predicted model, not a curated record. The transcript has 20 exons. Lineage: Eukaryota; Metazoa; Cnidaria; Anthozoa; Malacalcyonacea; Nephtheidae.